AUGAAUGAAUAUGAUUCGAUUGAUAAAAUCUUUCUCAGCAUUAAUGACUUCAUUAUUGACUAUGUUAAAUUAAUCGUUGACACAAAUGAAAAUUCAAAUGAAUCGAAUAGAAAUAUGUUAACUAUUAUAUUAAAUAAACAAGAUUUUCUGUUAUCAGCAACUUUCAAUGAAUUUUCAUUAAGAGCACAUGAACUACAAAAUUAUUUGAAAAUUUACAUAAGAAAUCUUGCGCAACAACGACGAAAUCAUAUUGCCAAAGGCAUUGAAUUCGUUGAUAGUCAAAUAGAAAUACAUCAGUUUGAUGAUGAUUUUAAAGAUAGUUUAGAACAACUACAAACCGAUAGGGCAGAUAAGACGAUUCGAUGCAUACGAACGAUUAUUAAUGAUUUUGAAUUAUUUGAUAAUAUUCAAACAAGUAAACAUUCUCUUAAUAUUACAUUUCGUCUAUUACCUAUUUUAAAACAUAUUCAAAAGCAGUUAUGCUGUAUUUCAUUAAAUAUUCAGAAAAUACUUGAUGAUAAUACACAUGUCAUCGAAAAACAUUUGAGAAGAAUCCAACAAAAAAUUAAUUCUUAUGAACUGAAUAUGAAAACUAAAUUAACAAAAUUUAUUGCAAGUGACAUUCGACCUCCCGUACUCGUUAUUCCUUGUCCGAACAGCACAUAA
Rotaria socialis is the source of this 666-nucleotide messenger RNA. The record is from the annotation of a GenBank genome assembly. Lineage: Eukaryota; Metazoa; Rotifera; Eurotatoria; Philodinida; Philodinidae.